Exserohilum turcica Et28A is the source of this 993-nucleotide messenger RNA. RefSeq lists its product as uncharacterized. The transcript is spliced from 4 exons. Lineage: Eukaryota; Fungi; Ascomycota; Dothideomycetes; Pleosporales; Pleosporaceae. Bases 1 to 993 code for a protein of 330 amino acids. The record is from RefSeq and is a predicted model, not a curated record.
AUGACCACGCGCAAACAAUCUCCCCGCCACACCCCAGACAUCUCCCUCCCUGCCUCCUACAACGACACCAGCACGCUCUUUACGCAAAUCCGCACCCAGCACCACGCCGCCAACCCCUCCAUCAUCAUCCUCACGCUCUUCCGCCCCCAAAACCACAAUGCCUUUACCGAUACCAUGCGCGCCGAACUCGAAACCGCUUAUGCCAUGUUCGAUGUCGAUGACCGUGUCAAGUGCGUUGUUGUGACGGGGCAUGGACGCGUGUUUUGCGCUGGCGCUGAUCUUGAGGAGGGGUUUGGGGACGGCGCGUAUGGGGAGGGGGCUGAGGGUGUGGCGGAGCAUAGGGAUGGGUUUGGGAAGAGGAGUUGUACAGGCGGCCGCGUAUCCCUCGCCAUCCAUCACUGCCGCAAACCCAGCAUCGCCGCGAUCCAAGGUUCCGCCGUAGGCGUCGGCAUCACCAUGACGCUGCCAAUGAACAUCCGGAUUGCAGCGGCGAGCUCGAAAAUCGGGUUUGUAUUUGCGCGGCGCGGCAUCGUCAUGGAGGCGUGCUCGUCGUUCUAUCUGCCGCGGCUGAUCGGGUACUCGCGCGCCAUGCAGGCGGUGACGACGGGCAGCACGUAUGCGGCGACGCACAAGGUGUGGGACGGCUUAUUUGCGGACGUGUGUGAGAAGCCCGAGCAGGUGCUGCCGCGGGCGCUUGAGAUUGCCGAGGAUGUUGUGCGCAAUACGAGUAGUGUGAGUACGUACCUGAUGAAGGAGUUGAUGUACAGGGACCGGGGGAGCCCCGAGGGCCAGCAUUUGCUGGAUAGUAGGAUCAUCUAUGAGCUGUUUGGGUCGCCGGACAACAAGGAGGGCGUCCAGUCCUUCAUGGAGAAGCGACAGGCAGCCUUUACAGGGACAAUGGAUAACACACGCGUAACUGGAUACCCAUGGUGGGUGCCGGUGGACACGUUAGGAAGGCCAAAAGUAGCGCCUACAGGAGGGCCAAAGAUCUAG